AUAACAUCUGCUCAACAAGAUCCGGUUGUGGUAAAAAUCUGAGAAUUCAAUGCACAGUAGGUAGAGGGGAUGACGAUGUUACAGUGCAACGUCUCCCAUUAAUUACAUCGAAUUAACCUUUUCCUUGGUCGACUACCGUGCGGCUUUUUCUUAUUCCUUUUAUCAUUCCUCCAUUGCUAAUAUGACGGAGUAUCUUUGUAUUCUAACGCCCAAAGACAUCUGUGGAGGGAAUGCUCAGCAACCCCAUCUUCUAUAAUUACAGCGAGAGAGAGCGCAGCCUCUAUAUCUGAGCGUCAGUAUUUCAUUUCAGAGGAAGAACGGGGCUACUGGGUCAGUUGAAGGGUGAAAUAUCCUAUGUGAUGAUUUCAUAUGAACAUAUGAAGCUUUGAGUUUGCGGUCCUGAGAUUCUCUGUUGCUUUGUUUUGUUCUAAGGGUAAAAUUGUGUUGGAUCAUCCGAGAUGGGGCUGAUUUCCGGGAUUCUGAUGGGGAUUCUGUUUGGAAUCGGAUUGAUGGCAGGUUGGAGACAUAUGAUGAGAUAUAGGAGCAGCAAGCGAAUGGCCAAAGCAGUUGAUGUAAAACUAAUGGGAUGCCUUGACAGGGAUGACUUGAAGAAAAUCUGCGGUGAUAAUUUUCCUGAGUGGAUUUCAUUCCCUGUCUAUGAGCAGGUGAAAUGGUUGAACAAACAAUUGAGCAAACUCUGGCCAUUUGUUGCUGAAGCAGCAGAGGCUAUUAUAAAAAUGUCAGUUGAACCUCUACUAGAAGAGUAUCGACCUCCAGGAAUUUCUUCUUUGAAGUUCAAAAAGCUCUCACUGGGAACUGUGGCACCAAAGAUUGAAGGUAUCCGUGUUCAGAGCCUUAAGAAGGGUCAAAUCAUAAUGGAUAUUGACUUUCGGUGGGGUGGAGAUCCCAGCAUCAUUCUAGCAGUGGAAGCUCUGGUUGCUUCUAUUCCCAUUCAGUUGAAAGAUCUUCAAGUUUUCACAGUCAUUCGUGUUAUCUUCCAACUGUCGGAGGAAAUUCCAUGCAUAUCCGCUGUUGUUGUUGCUUUACUUUCUGAGCCAAAACCAAAAAUUGAUUAUGUGUUGAAGGCUGUUGGUGGAAGUUUGACGGCCAUUCCUGGACUCUCAGAUAUGAUUGAUGAUACUGUAAAUACAAUUGUUACCGAUAUGCUACAAUGGCCACACAGAAUUGUUGUUCCAAUCGGCGGCAUGGAUGUUGAUACAAGUGAUUUGGAGCUUAAGCCACAAGGGAAACUUACAGUUACUGUAGUCAGGGCUACUAACUUAAAGAACCAGGAAAUGAUCGGAAAAUCUGAUCCAUACGCAGUUGUACAUAUCCGUCCACUGUUCAAGGUUAAAACAAAAACUAUUGAUAACAACCUCAAUCCUCUUUGGAAUGAGACAUUUGAGUUAAUCGCAGAAGAUAAGGAGACACAGUUUGUUACCAUUGAGGUCUUUGAUAAAGACAAUGUUGGGCAAGAUGAGCGAAUGGGUGUUGCUAAGUUACCUUUGAAAGAUUUAGAAGCUGAAACCCCAAAAGAAAUUGAGUUGAAAUUGCUGCCAAAACUUGAUAUGCUUAAAGUCAAAGACAAAAAGGAUAGAGGGACCAUUACAAUUAAGGUGUUGUAUUAUGAGUUCAAUAAGGAAGAACAGGAAGCUGCACUGGAGGAAGAGAAGAGGAUCUUAGAAGAAAGGAAGAAGCUGAAAGCAGAUGGGGUGAUUGGGAGCACAAUGGACGCCCUAGACGGGGCGGCAUCACUUGUGGGCAGCGGUAUAGGUGCUGGUGUUGGGGUGGUCGGUAGUGGUUUUGGAGCCGUCGGCAGUGGACUAAGUAAAGCUGGAAGGUUUAUGGGUAGGACCUUCACCGGGGGUAAUUCUGGAAGCAACACGAAGAGUCAGAGGAACAGUACCUCAUCCACCACCACAGUGAACCCACCUGUUCAAGAAAAUGGUGCCUCUAAGCCUCUGUAGAAAACCGAAUAGCUUUUCUGUCACACUACUAGGCAUUUUUUAUUAAACGCUUGGAUUCACUUCAUCAUGUUUAUACAUUCUGUUCUGACUUCACAAGUGUGUUGGUUUGCUCUCCACCCAACAUUGUACAGCAUUUGCUCGUCUCCCUUCAAUUUUUAAAUUGUUCUUGUAGUAAAUUCUAAUUUUGUGUUUUUUGUCUAUUUCAUCCCAUUGAUCAUAAACUCCGGAGUCCGCAAUAAACUUGUUUAACUUGCUAGCUA
Cuscuta europaea is the source of this 2227-nucleotide messenger RNA. NCBI's taxonomy places the organism in Eukaryota, Viridiplantae, Streptophyta, Magnoliopsida, Solanales, Convolvulaceae. The record is from the annotation of a GenBank genome assembly.